This is a messenger RNA of Phytophthora infestans T30-4, 315 nucleotides long. RefSeq lists its product as uncharacterized. Lineage: Eukaryota; Oomycota; Peronosporomycetes; Peronosporales; Peronosporaceae. The transcript is spliced from 3 exons. The coding region runs from base 1 to 315 and encodes 104 amino acids. The record is from RefSeq and is a predicted model, not a curated record.
AUGCUAUCCUCGGACUUCAACUGCUUAAUGGCGGCCUGGUUCUCGCGCACCAGCUCUCGUAGCCCAAGCAGCUCGCGUCCGACGUGGGAGGCCGACGUGAACUCGGCCUCCAUGGUGGACAGUGACACACCCGUCUGCUUCUUGCACACCCAGUGGACGAUCGCUCCGUCCAUCGUGACCACGCCUCCGGUCACCGACUUCCGGUCGCCCUUGUCGGCCGCGAAGUCCGCUACCGCGCGAUCCGCUUCGCGAGCCUUCAGUCGCUCGUCCGCGGCUGGUGCGUGUGCCUGGUCGCCUUGUGCACCGCGAAGCUGA